This is a messenger RNA of Sodiomyces alkalinus F11, 729 nucleotides long. Its product is annotated as mitochondrial ribosomal protein. Gene Ontology annotation, molecular function: structural constituent of ribosome. NCBI's taxonomy places the organism in Eukaryota, Fungi, Ascomycota, Sordariomycetes, Glomerellales, Plectosphaerellaceae. Gene Ontology annotation, cellular component: mitochondrial small ribosomal subunit. The coding region runs from base 1 to 729 and encodes 242 amino acids. The transcript has 2 exons. The record is from RefSeq and is a predicted model, not a curated record.
AUGGGGAAACAAUUACGGGCCCAAAGGGUCUACCAGACUCUCACGCAAGAAAUGGCCAACAAAGUUAUGCCGGCCUAUCGCGUCCAAGAACCGCCCUGGUACAAGGUGCUUGGUGCGGUCUCUCCCUCCGAGCUUUUCACGAGACCGAUCCCUGUCCAGCACGCGCCGCCCAACACACGCGCGAGAAAGCCAAAGAACAUCUACAAACCGCAGAAGAUCGUUUACGAAGAAGACGAGCUCCGGUCCAGGUUUUACAGAGACCACCCCUGGGAGCUGGCACGGCCGAGGAUAAUUCUGGAGCUUGACGGGAAGGAUGCGAUGCGAUGUGACUGGAGCAAGGGCGUACGGCAACCAGGCAUAGCUCUGAGCGGCGAAUGUGCCGUUCAGAGGCAGCUCUGGCUGAUGCAUAACGAGGGCAUGUCCAAGGACCGAGCAUACGACGUGGCAAGGCGGGAAUUCUACGCCCUACGCCAGGAAGAGGAGAUCGAAAAGAGGGUAGCGAGGGAAGAAGCGAGAUAUGUCGGCGCAUACUUUGGGAAGAACAGGCUGGAUAUAUCACAGGUUCUCGAAGGCAAGGAAUUCGAAACCUGGAAGAAGUGGGCAGCGCAGGAGGUGGCCGCUCUGGAGCGCAAUCGCAAUACCCAAUACGCACACUUUGGCGAGGAGGACGAUCCGGCAGACGCGGGGGUGGAGGUGGAAGACGCGGAGAUGGCCGAGUUCUCGCGCUGA